AUGGCUUCACCAAUUCAAAGACCUUCAGGUAUUUUAUUCGCUGGUAUUUCUACCAUUGCCUUAGCUGGUUAUUCAUAUGUUCAAUUAAAUUCAAAAGCUUUUGAAAAUCAAUACGUCUUGAGUGGACAUGCUUUAAAAACAGGUACACCAAUUAGAACAAAUGCAAGAAGUUGUACAAUAUUACCACAAUUUGUUGGAUUAAAAUUUCAAGUUCAUAAUGGUAAAGAAUAUGUUCAAUUUGAAGUUAUUGAUGAUAUGGUUGGUAGUAAAUUAGGUGAAUUUGCACCAACAAGAAAACCAUUUAAAUAUACUCAAACUAAAAAUAAAUAG
This is a messenger RNA of Hansenula ciferrii, 330 nucleotides long. It is a transcript of the gene RSM19, whose product is annotated as mitochondrial 37S ribosomal uS19m domain-containing protein. Gene Ontology annotation, molecular function: structural constituent of ribosome; RNA binding. The record is from RefSeq and is a predicted model, not a curated record. Gene Ontology annotation, cellular component: cytosolic small ribosomal subunit; ribosome. Bases 1 to 330 code for a protein of 109 amino acids. Gene Ontology annotation, biological process: translation; ribosomal small subunit assembly. Lineage: Eukaryota; Fungi; Ascomycota; Saccharomycetes; Phaffomycetales; Wickerhamomycetaceae. The transcript has 2 exons.